UGAGGUUUGUAUAGUUGGAAAUCUAUAUAGGAGUAUAUGAUUUGGUAAUUGCUAUUUCAGGCCCUUGUUGCUACAAGCCAAGUGACCCAUCAAAUAAUGACUGGAAACCCAGAUUUCUUCCCAAUCAAACCCAUUGAUUAUGGAAGGUUUUUGGUGAUAUCUAUAGGCACUGGAUCAGCAAAAGUGGAACAGAAAUAUAAUGCUAAAAUUGCAUCCAAAUGGGGUAUCUUGGGUUGGCUUCUUAAUGGAGGUUCAACUCCAAUUGUGGAUGUUUUUACUCAAGCCAGUGGUGAUAUGGUUGAUCUUCAUAUUUCUGUUGUUUUCCAAGCUCUUCAUUCUGAAGAAAAUUACCUUCGUAUUCAGGAUGACACAUUAACUGGAACAGACUCCUCUGUUGACAUAGCAACCAAAGAGAACAUGGACAAAUUGGUUAAAAUAGGGAAAACUUGAUUGAAGAAACCAAUUUCAAGGGUAAAUUUGCAAACAGGCCUAUCUCUGAACAAUGCAAAAAUGGUGGCACAAAUGAAGAAACU
Nicotiana tabacum (common tobacco) is the source of this 533-nucleotide messenger RNA. The record is from RefSeq and is a predicted model, not a curated record. Lineage: Eukaryota; Viridiplantae; Streptophyta; Magnoliopsida; Solanales; Solanaceae.